AUGGCCGGACGUCAACAAAAACAAGGCUUCAUGAGCGCUUAUUCGCCAAUAAGCAAGCGCGAACAUGAAGCCGAUGAUGACAAUGAUGUAAACGACGUCUAUGAAGAGACACCUUCAGCUGGUGGAUGCGCCUUCUUUAGGUCCUUUUGCUUCGGAUGGAAUGGCGAAAAUGGCGGAGAAGAGAGUCAACUAUUGCAAGGCGGAGAAGUGGAGAAGGAGAUAUGGUUGGUGAAGAAACUAAAGAAGUUGAAGGAGUUUUCGGAGGUUGUGGCAGGGCCGAAAUGGAAGAACUUCAUAAGAAAAAUUGGCAAGCUAUGUAAACCAAAGAAAUCUAAAACACAGUUUCAGUAUUCUCCAGAAAGCUAUGCUCUCAACUUCAAUGGCGACGACGAUGACGACGAGGAAGACUGCCAUUUGGUGCAUAGUUUUUCAACAAGAUUUGCUCCUCAAGCUUUCAAUGAUCAACAGAAAAAGGCUGUUUUGUGA
This is a messenger RNA of Fraxinus pennsylvanica, 486 nucleotides long. The record is from the annotation of a GenBank genome assembly. NCBI's taxonomy places the organism in Eukaryota, Viridiplantae, Streptophyta, Magnoliopsida, Lamiales, Oleaceae.